Molecule: messenger RNA, 1132 nt
Organism: Oenanthe melanoleuca
Lineage: Eukaryota; Metazoa; Chordata; Aves; Passeriformes; Muscicapidae
Gene: GCHFR
Product: GTP cyclohydrolase I feedback regulator
Exons: 3
Coding region: 201-455 (84 amino acids)
Biological process (GO): negative regulation of biosynthetic process
Cellular component (GO): cytoplasm; nucleus
Molecular function (GO): GTP cyclohydrolase binding
Source: RefSeq, a predicted model, not a curated record
UGGGACGGCAGCACCAACAUCCCGAGGGAUCCGUCGGAGCUCCCCGGGUGCCUCCCGCUCCCCAGCCCCGGCUGGUCUCUCGAUCCCGUUUUUGGGAUCCUUUUCCCCCCGCACUGCCCGGGGCGGUGGUGGCGGGGCGGGACCGGGGGCGGCCCCGGGCACGGUCCCCCCGGAGCGGCGGCGGGAGCGGCGGAGCGGAGAUGCCGUACCUGCUCAUUAGCACCCAAAUCCGCCUGGAGACUGGGCCCACCAUGGUGGGCGACGAGCACUCGGACCCCCACCUGAUGAGCAUCCUGGGGGCCACAAAGAGGAGCACGCUGGGAAACAACUUCUGUGAGUACUACGUGAACGACGCUCCGCGCGUGGUCCUGGACAAGCUGGAGAGCCUCGGCUACCGCGUGGUCAGCAUGACCGGCGUGGGCCAGACCCUGGUCUGGUGCCUCCACAGGGAAUAGCCAGGGAGAACCCUGCCUUCCACCCGGACAACAUCCUGCUGGAGAUCAUCUUGUAGGACUGGUGGCAAAUUUUUCCCCCUUAAUUCCUUCCUGUCCCAGACUCCAGGCGCUCGGGCAGGGGUAGGAAUGGUGCAAAGGCAGAGCUGGACCCAGUGGAAUUUCACCAUCCCUGUUCCAUUUCCCAAGAGCAGGGGAAGGAAGGUAUGCCUAGAAUCAGGCAGAGGGAACAGAUGGCUCCAGCUCUGCCUUCAGCUGGGUGUCAGUCUGGCAACUUCCAGCAUUUUACAUUUUAAUCAUGUAUUCAGCAUGCCCUGGAGGAAGCUCAGUAACAACAGCCCUGUUUGCCUCCUCCUCAGGCUGCCCUGGAGAGCUGGGUGCCUUCUCCCAGGUCAGGGGGUUAGGGAGGGACACCAAGCAUGGACACCAUCCCAUCUCAUCCCUGAAACCCAAGGGGAAACCACUAAAGUCAGUGCUCCAAGAAUCCCUUCCCUCAGCAGCACCACCAAAUUUCCAGAUCCCAGACUGCCAUCCAAGCCUGACACGGGAUUCCCAAAAUAACAGAGAGGUUGUGUGACUGUUCUAGGUGCAGGCUCUAAUCCUAACACUGCUGGAAUGUUUGGGACUGUGCAUGGAUCCUGCUGUGGGGGUAACACCAAUAAAACAUUGCUCCAAAGAGA